AUGGUCCACGCUCUUGGCGAAACGUACACGCUCGCCCCAAGCGGCAAGCCCAUUGCGCUCUUCUUCUACCCCAAGUCUGGCUCCUACGGCUGCACCAAGGAGGCCUGCCAGUUCCGUGACGCGCUCGCAGACAAAGACCUGUUCAAGCGGUCCAACAUCGAAGUCGUGGGGAUCAGCUCUGACUCGGUUGACGCGCAGAAGACCUUCGUGGAGAAGCAGAAGCUGACGUACCCUGUUCUCAGCGACGAGAAGGGCGAGGUGCGGAAGGCCUACAGCGUCGGAAAGGGCCUUUUCGGCCUCGUCGAGACCGCGCGCGUGACAUUCAUCAUCGACUCCAAGGGCGUCGUCAGGGAUGCCCACGACACCACCUUGAACUACAGCGCGCAUGUCAAGUUCAUUUCCAAGUGGCUCGACAAGCUCGAGGCCGAGGAGAAGAAGGCUGCGGAGCCUACUGCUGAACCCGAUGCCUCCGCUGCCGCCCCGACCAUCGCCGCCGUUCCGGAGGGUGAGGCGAUCGGCGAACUGGGCAAAGCCGCUGAGGCCGUCCAGGCGUGA
Messenger RNA from Epithele typhae, 555 nucleotides. RefSeq names its product AhpC-TSA-domain-containing protein. Gene Ontology annotation, cellular component: cytoplasm. The record is from RefSeq and is a predicted model, not a curated record. The coding region runs from base 1 to 555 and encodes 184 amino acids. Gene Ontology annotation, biological process: cell redox homeostasis; cellular response to oxidative stress. The transcript is spliced from 6 exons. Gene Ontology annotation, molecular function: thioredoxin peroxidase activity. NCBI's taxonomy places the organism in Eukaryota, Fungi, Basidiomycota, Agaricomycetes, Polyporales, Epitheliaceae.